AUGAUUGCACGUAAUGCGUUCUCGUUAGAGCACAAUGCACCGGCUGCAGUGGUGUCAGUCACCCCGGCUAACGGCGCUGGCCCUAUACCCGCAAUGGCGAAGUGGUACAGUCGCAGGGGAACCGUUACAUGUACUUGCCGAGUUGAGUGCACGCGCCUCGCGGUCGCCGACACUAGUUAUUACAGCAGCCCCCCUCCUCCUCCUCCUCCUCCUCCCCCCCCCGCACACCUCUCCCCCUCACCAUAG
This is a messenger RNA of Danaus chrysippus (African queen), 246 nucleotides long. Lineage: Eukaryota; Metazoa; Arthropoda; Insecta; Lepidoptera; Nymphalidae. The record is from the annotation of a GenBank genome assembly.